AACAUUUUAUUUACGAAUCAAUCAGCUGAUGAGCUAUUAAAAGUUUUGCGCGGUUUCAAAAAAAUGGCUAGUGAGGAAUUAUUCAGUGCCGAAAUUUCCGAGGAAAUUCUAGAUAAACAAGAUAAGGAGGAGCAAUUGGAAAUUGUGGAUGAAGAAUACGAAAUUGUGGCUGAAGUCAAAGAAAUUGAAACAGAAGGUGCCGAUAUAACACAACCGGCUACCUCCGGAAAGGUGAAUUCCACCAGUGAAAAUGGUGGACCAGAAGUGCGCCUAUUUCAGUUGCCACUAACACGUAUCAGGAAUUUAAUGAAAUUAGAUCCAGACAUGAAUAUUGCGUCGACCGAAGCCGUAUUUCUUGUGACACGAUCAACAGAACUCUUUAUAGAAUCGUUGGCGCGAGAGGCUUUUUCAUACACAACACAAUCGAAAAAAAAAACAGUGCAGAAACGUGAUGUAGACUUGGCUAUUUCUUCAGUGGACAGCCUCAUGUUCUUAGAUGGCGCCAUGAAUUUUUAGCAUCUAGUACUUCAAUAAUGCUGUAUAAAAUGGUGUUACUUUUAUAUUAAGCGAUUAUUAAUAAAUUUAGUGGAAGAAAAAUGGCUAA
Molecule: messenger RNA, 604 nt
Organism: Bactrocera latifrons
Lineage: Eukaryota; Metazoa; Arthropoda; Insecta; Diptera; Tephritidae
Gene: PolE4
Product: DNA polymerase epsilon subunit 4
Exons: 2
Coding region: 64-516 (150 amino acids)
Cellular component (GO): epsilon DNA polymerase complex; nucleus
Molecular function (GO): protein heterodimerization activity
Source: RefSeq, a predicted model, not a curated record